Scheffersomyces stipitis CBS 6054 is the source of this 1083-nucleotide messenger RNA. RefSeq names its product RNA polymerase specificity factor. The record is from RefSeq and is a predicted model, not a curated record. Gene Ontology annotation, molecular function: mitochondrial transcription factor activity. Gene Ontology annotation, cellular component: mitochondrial matrix; mitochondrial DNA-directed RNA polymerase complex. Bases 1 to 1083 code for a protein of 360 amino acids. Gene Ontology annotation, biological process: transcription initiation at mitochondrial promoter. The transcript has a single exon. Lineage: Eukaryota; Fungi; Ascomycota; Pichiomycetes; Serinales; Debaryomycetaceae.
AUGACUCUGCUUCGGUCGUUCAACCCGGCAUUGGCCAAGCACUUCAGUGCGCCGCUUCCGAAGUUUCAGUACAGUUUCAAGCAUUUGGCACGACGCGAAACCUGUCAAGCCAUACUAGAUAAACUUGACCUCACUAAGAAGUAUACCCAGCCUGGCAAGCUAGAUAUUGUGGAUGUAUUUUCUGGUUAUGGACUCUUUUCAACAAUGAUCAACUAUGAAUUGAAACCACGAAAACAUGUAAUAAUAGAGAAUAUCAAGGCUAACGUGGGCCUCUGGAAGGAAAAGAUCCGGAUUCUUGAGAAUUCCAAUGCGAAUAGAGAAAAUUUCGUGUUGUACAAUAGAGAUGGCUACAAUUGGGACACAUACGAAGAUUUGAUUAGCAAAGACAAGUUGAUACUGCCUCUGUUCCAAUCACGAGACAAGAUCCACGACGAGUUGCUCAUCAUCGGAAACCUCUCUCCGACGAAGUAUGAAUCGCUUAUAGCCCAGUGGAUUAUGUGCUGUGCCUAUAACAACUGGCUCCAGAAAUAUGGCCGUGUAAGAAUGCUCUGUUUUGUGCCAACAGCCACAGCUAAAAAAUUCAUGUCUGGCCCAGCGUUUGGUAAGAGAAACAAGUCGUCGGUGAAGCGGGACCUUUUCACCAACUCUAAGUUGGUUGCAAUCACAGAGACAGAGGACACUGUAGUUGCCGAGGGCAGUGGCUACGAUCCUCGUUUAUUAUUCAAAGACCAGCCUAUCCUUAUUCCUUCUAAAGGCACUCUACCAACCAACUCUGAUUUUGCAUUGCUAGAAAUCGAGCCUGAAAACAUAGUAGCAACGACUGCUAUCGAAGAACACGAACAUUUUAUGCAAAACUUGUUCUACAGUCCUUCUAAAAAGGUCAAGGACCAAUUGCCUUUUAUUGGCCCAGGAGCUUUAGACGAUCUUGCUCCUCAUAUACCUGACGAAAUCAUGGUUAAAGGUAUCAGGGAGCUCACGAAGUCGGACUGGGAACUCUUAUUCCAUGUGUAUGACAACUGGCCAUUUAGGCCAAGCUUAUUGGAUCAGAUGGACUUUAUCCACGAAGAUUCAAGAAACUUCUAG